Molecule: messenger RNA, 3449 nt
Organism: Neohortaea acidophila
Lineage: Eukaryota; Fungi; Ascomycota; Dothideomycetes; Mycosphaerellales; Teratosphaeriaceae
Exons: 2
Coding region: 432-2969 (845 amino acids)
Biological process (GO): regulation of transcription by RNA polymerase II
Cellular component (GO): nucleus; RSC-type complex
Molecular function (GO): DNA-binding transcription factor activity, RNA polymerase II-specific; DNA binding
Source: RefSeq, a predicted model, not a curated record
CCGCCCGCAUCCUGCUCCUUCCCAUCUGGCCUGGCGUCGCCUGAUCCCCGUCCGUCGCUGCUGCCCUUUCCCUCUCCCUCUCUUCUCCCACCACCACCCACGCCCUCUCGCUUUCUCUCUCCCCCCUCGCAGGCCCUCCAGCACCGUCGGUGAUCUGGUUCUUUCGUUUAUGCCGCGCUCUGUAUAAUUCACAGUCACUCGCUGAUCCCCUCUCCCAUUUUUUUCCGCGAUUCCCGUCCACGUUGUGCCUGCUCCACGCCACGAGCGAGCCGACUUCACUCUUCAGCACUGCAGGAACCCGCGCAUUCCCUACCGCCCUCCUAUCCCUCCACUCUCGCUGCCACUGAGGACUCGAAGCUCGACCCAUCGUCUGACAUCUCCACACCCUACUCGAGCAUCAAUUUGGAAAGCGGGCGUGGCGCCAGGCCCGGAUGGAGUUCAUCGACUUCUCCGCCGGUCGUGCUGGCGCUCAUGACACGGCCGACGACGGUCAUCCCGACACCACCGCCCACCCUGUCCACCACUUUGCCCACAUGGCCGCCCCAUAUUCUACCGAUCCCGCCAACCCCGCCUACCUCAAUCCCACCUUCUCCUCCACCAUCUCGUGCGACAUCAAACCGCGCCUGACCAAAGAGCAACAUGAUAUCCUCGAGGCGCAUUUCCAAAAACAGCACAAGCCCAACACUGUCACCAAGAAAGGCUUCGCCGCCACCCUCGGCGUGACGCUGGACAAGGUCAACAAUUGGUUUCAAAACCGCCGCGCGAAGCUGAAACAGGAUGCGAAAAAGCAACAAGGCGCGCUCAACCUCUACAACGGCCAGAACCAGUCUUCCUCCGACAGCGAGACGUCGCCAACCUACGUGGACACGGCGUCGCAAUACCAUGCCAUGAUGCAGCAGUGGUCAGCGGAGCUUUCGCCAGCCAACGCCUUGGGCAUCUCCCAUCCUCCGAACGCCUCCGCCAUCGUGCCUCCCCACACUGCUCCGUUCCUCAACGGCUCUGCUACGGACGCGACAAUGAACGCCUACAUUCCCAACGCGCACUUUGCUCCAGCCGUGUUUAGUGGCAGCCAGGAAGAGUUCAACCGGCGCACCCUCACCCAGGAGCAGUUCGAUGCCAUGGAGCGAAGUGGUGGCAUGGUGGACAGUUUGGGCAACUGGCAAGAGUUUGAGAUGAAUUUCGGGGGAGAUCAGGGCGCGAUGAACGCCAUGUUCCCCAGCAACGACUUCAAGUCAGCAGGCCAAGGCGUCUAUGGCUACCCCAUCGGUGCUCCCAUGACCAGCUACGACUCCACCGUCCCCUCCAACCUUUCGGCCGAGUCAUUGCCGCAUUUCCCCUCCUCGACCGCCAUGCAAACCCGACCGAACAUGUCUGCGAACAGUUCCGACUGGUCCGGUAGCAGAAGCUCUUCCAUCCAGGAGGCUGCCAUCAAUCAAAUGCAACUGCAGCAUGCGCCCGCGGCGAUGGUCACCUCGCAAUGGCAGCCUGGUCAAUCGAUUCCCGUGGAUUCCACGCAGCAAGCCGAAGAGUUCCGACAGAUCCGCACUCAAGCACAGGCCCGUGUGUCGCCGCAACAGCCCAUGCAUGAGCCGCUCUCUGCGUGGUCUGACGACACUUUCGUCCGCCGGGGCUCCUCGGCGUCUUUACUCGCACAAUCCAUGAGUACUGUCGGCCUACAGACCCCACCACAACCCCAGAAUCCCACGUUCAAGUCUCCUGCGCCGCCCGCAAACAUCGCCGCCCGCCGCCAGAGGGCCCCAAGACCGGCUGCGCUGGGCGCCGCAGCUCUGCGCAGCCAGUCUCAUAGUGGUGCGGUGCAGUCCGCGACACUGAGCCAUGCGCAACCUCCGCAAGUCAACUCUGCCGCGGCCGCCGGUCUGCGCCGCAUCAAGUCCUCCACCUUUAUGGGUGCUGUCGCCCCCGGCCGGGUCAUGAAGUCCACCCCGGGUUCCGCGCAGCGUUCGCCCAUGCAUCAGAAUUUUGCAGAUGCCAUGAACUCGCCGCAUCUCCUGCGCCACGUUUCUAGCCAGUCUCACGGCAGCUUGGCGCCCCCGACGCCGCUGUCGCCGAAGGACACCUCAUCAGUGGAAGCUCCGGGCCAGUUCCUUCAGUGGCAGUCGAACGUGAGUCGGCAAGCCAGUAUUGCUGAAACCGAUGCCGAGCAUGCGCACAGCUAUCGCUCUGCAUCUACCGUACCCGCGCAGGACGUAUCGUCUCCACCUCACACCCCGAUGUACCAGCGCUCCAAUGCACAGUCACGGUUCAACGGCAGCAUCGGUUUGGAGAAUACUCCGCCACAGUCCGCGCCUGCGGGCCAAACGUGCUUCUCAUCGAACAUGUUCUCCGUGCCACAAGCUUCGCAACAGCAGAUGCACCCGCCAGCACCUUUCCAACAAUUUGCGCAUGCCGGUCCGCUGUCUCAGCCAUUCGCCGACGCUGCCAUGCCGGAUCAGCAGUUCCAAAUGUCCAGCGUCGCGUUUGUACCUACGCAGCACGGCAACGUCCCUACAUCUGCACCAGGAUUGCCGAUGGAUUUCGCCAACGGUGUACCCAUGGUUAAUGCUGCGGGCGACGUCACGUUGUAUUUCCCCAAUCAGUUCCAAUAUGCUCCGGAACAGCAAGCCUAUGGCCCGACUCCGCCUCAAUCCAUGCACACCCCGCCACAGAUCGCAUAUCCGUUCGCAGCUUCUGUAUCAGACUCGCCGAGCAGUCAAGGCUCCGCACCGAAGGCAGCGUCGGCCGAUUUCUUUGUCCACCAGUACUCUCCACCAGAUUCGGUGAAGCGAGGCUCCACUCCACGGCGAGGCCCAACCGACACCGUGCCGAAGAACUAUGCGUUCGCCCACACCGGGCCCGAACACUACGAGGAGAAGAAGGCCGACGACAGGAAGAGGGUCAAGUCUGACGCAAAAGACUCGCUCCAUUCCACCAGUCCCGCGAGCAGCAGCGGCGCCGCUGUCACCUUGUGAGGAUCAUGUGUCCGUUACCGCCUGAUCGAAUCCCUCUAUUCUACCCAACACCUUGGCCCUGCCAUAUUGGCUGGGACGACACAAAACCAUCGUCAUCAUUUCGAUGAUUGACGCUUUCAUGACACGCCACACGACCGAUCGACGCCCCUUUUCAUGUCUGCUACUUUUAUUGUUGUUUUUCUUGGAUGGAGACCCUUGUGCGAGCCAAAAGUGAGCGGACAAUCUAGCCAGUCUUGGCGAUUAUCACGCGCGGAGCGUUCCGGAGACGAGGCGAGUGCGGUACUUAUGUCCAUGGAGGUGUUUGGCAUAUGACGGAGUCUUGCGAGACUAUUGGCUUCUUCACCUGAGGAGUGGACGAACAUCGUUAAUGAUCAUGACAUUGGAUUCUUGGUUGUGGGGCUCUGGGUGUAUUUAGGCAUAGAGCCCUCUGUAGCUUUACGUUGCACUCUCUGAAUACGAUUGGCAAAUGCUACUAUACAC